AGUAAAAAGUUGCUAACUUUCAUGGCAGUUCGUCUUCAACCUCUCCUCUAACCCCUUUUCGAACAAAUCAUUACAAAUUUCCCCCCAAACAGUGCCAUUUGCAAAGCUCCCAUCAAUUCCACUCCUUUUCUGUCGCGUCCCUACCAAUUAAUCCUCUGUUCGUCGUUUGAUUACAAAUUCCGCGCACGGUUGCGAAUCGGCGCCCCCAAUUUCACUCGCAAGAGCUCAAUUUGUUGUUUUCUAGGGUUUGCUGUUCGAACGCCGCCUCCAACGCUCUCUUCCUCGAAAGGAAAUCUGGUGGUGAGGAGUGCUUGGCUUGAACUGUUGAAUGGGAGAAAAGCUAGCCAGAUCUAAUUAGGGUUACGGAGCUUCCAGAUCUCGCGGCGGCGGUGGCGGUGGCGGUGGCGGAGAUGGUGGCGGAGCCGUGGAUACUGAAAUUAGGCAAUCAGGUUAGUUCGAAUCUAAAGCACGCUUUGUACCUCGAGAAUUCGACGAAAUCCACAACCAGAAAACAGAGCUCUGUCGAUCGAAGAACAAUCGGAAUCCUCUCCUUCGAAGUUGCUAAUCUCCUCUCUAAGAUCAUUCAUCUCCACAAAUCACUGACCGACGCCGCUUUUUCCAAGCUGAGAAACGAGAUCCUGAAGUCCGAGGGGAUCAAAACCCUAAUUUCGGGCGACGAACAGCGCCUUCUAGAACUUGCAUUUGCAGAGAAGCUCGACGAUUUGAACAGAGUCGCCGCCGUCGUGUCGAGAUUAGGGAAGAAAUGCACCAUACCUGCACUUCAAGGCUUCGAGCACGUCUAUGGCGACAUUAUCUCCGGCGCAAUUGAUGUUAAGGAUUUAGGAUUUCUGGUGAAGGACAUGGACGCCAUGGUUAGGAAAAUGGAGCGGUACGCCGCCUCCACGGCGGCUCUGUACUCCGAAAUGGAGGUCAUGAACGAGCUCGAAUCCGCCGCAAAGAAAUUCCAGCAGAGCCACCACGAGGAAAGCCGGAAGGUUUUCGAGCAGAAACUGUCAUGGCAGAAACAGGACGUCCGCCAUUUGAAGAACAUCUCCCUAUGGAACGAGACCUUCGAUAAGGUCGUCGAAUCGCUAGCCAGAGCCGUCUGCACGAUAUACGCUCGAUUGCUCGUAGCAUUCGACGACGUCAAUUGCGGAUCGCAGAUCGCCGGUAAAUUGGAUGCAUCGGACAGAAGUUCUCGAUCGAGCAAGAACGAAUUUUGCGCCGAGAAUUUCAAAUUCGCGUGCGGGAUAGGGCCGGGGAGGCUGCUGAUGGAAUGUUUAAGUUUAAGCUCGAAAAUUGACGACGACGACGAUAAAUCGACGGGCUUAAAUUCGAUCAACCGAGGCACGACGAGGAUCGGAAAUUCGAUGCAGGCGCCGUCAACCACAGUCGGAGGGUCGGCAUUAGCCAUGCACUACGCAAACAUAAUCGUCGUUUUGGAGAAGCUUCUCCGGUAUCCACACUUAGUAGGCGACGAGACGCGUGACGAUCUAUACCAAAUGCUCCCGACGAGCCUACGUCGGCGAUUGGAAAUCAAUUUAAAGUCGUACGUAAAAGACUUAGCGAUGGCGAUUUACGACGCCCCGCUGGCGCAUGCAUGGCGGGAGCGACUCGGCGCGACGCUGACGUGGCUCGCCCCGCUGGCGCACAACAUGAUCCGGUGGCAGAGCGAGCGCAACUUCGAGCAGCACCAGAUUGUGACAAGGACCAACGUUCUGUUGCUGCAGACGAUUUAUUUUGCGGAUCGGGAGAAAACAGAGGCGGUCGUUUGCGAGGUGCUGCUGGGUUUGAAUUAUAUUUGUCGAUACGAGCAGCAGCAGAGCGCGCUGGUCGACUGCGCGAGUAGCUUCGACUACGACGACUGCGUCGAAUGGCAGUCGCAGUUCGUCAGGGGAUCGGUUUGAGCUUGAUUUUUAUUUGAAAUUUAUAUAUAUAUAUAUGUAUGUAUGUAUAUGUAAAUUUGGUGAGUUUUCGUUGGAGUUGAUUUCAUUUUAUCUA
Messenger RNA from Andrographis paniculata, 2001 nucleotides. Its product is annotated as protein PSK SIMULATOR 3-like. Gene Ontology annotation, biological process: positive regulation of growth. The transcript is spliced from 2 exons. Lineage: Eukaryota; Viridiplantae; Streptophyta; Magnoliopsida; Lamiales; Acanthaceae. Bases 411 to 1907 code for a protein of 498 amino acids. The record is from RefSeq and is a predicted model, not a curated record.